AGUACCAUAAACAAAAAAAUGAAUAACUCGAAACGUGGUAUUUGUUUAACCUUUGCUGCUUUUAUCUUCCUUUGCUCAAGCUAUAUUUCUUGUUAGUCAGAUGUCAUCAGUCUUCCUUUGAAGAUUAACAAGUCUGAUUAGUUAGUCAUACCUAGUAAGUUCGGUAGUAAAAGCUAAUGUGAGAUUGAAUUGCUUCCUUUAAUUGGAUAUUGCUCUAAUGUAAUUACUUAGUCAAAAGAUUAGUCUAAAACCUGCGGAGCUACUGCUAUUGGUCAAAAUAGUUUUGUUUAAGGAUAAGAAUAUGUUACCAAAUUCUAGCUUGGUAAUUUAACAGCUAACUUAAACUUUACAAAUCCUGAUUCUAAAUCUAGCUUUUAUGGAGAAUAAGCCCUUUGCUUUGGAAGUAUAUUUGAUAAUUAAUAAGAUAAUAUUAUUUAAGAGCUUGCUUCUUAAGGAGUGAUAUAACAAUAGUAAUUCUUUGUCAAUGUUAACAGUACUAAUUCUACAAAAGGUGUUGUAGGAAGUAUAGAUGUUGGUAGCCCAAACUUAUCUUUGAUAAAAAAAGGAUAAAAAUUUGUUUAACUUAAACACUACAACGGCAAUUCAGAUUACUCUACACCCUCAGAUUUCUCAUUGAAGUAUGGAGAUCUUAAACUUAAUUAUGGGACUGUAGCUGGUUUUGAUUUGUAUAGUCCCUAUAUUAGCAUUGGAAUCUUUUAAUUAAACAGUAUCGUCAAAUAGAUUUAAGACGAAGGAAUUUAGUAUGAAUAUCAUUGUGAAUAAUCUGACUUAAGUACCUAUAAAUUCAAUGUAGAUUCUAUUGAGAAGCUGAAGGACAUUUCCCUGAACUUAAUUGCAACUAGCGGAUAACCAUUCAAAAUUACUUUAAAACCAUAGCAAUAUACUAGAAAGCAAGAAAAUGGAAAAUACUAGGUACUCCUCUUCCCUUUAAUUUACAGCAGUUAUAUUAGCCUCGGUUAUACUGUCCUCUAAUCUUAUUAUGUUGGUUUCGAUGUACCUAGCUAAAGUUAUCUCAUUUCUGAAAAAAUCCAAACAAACAUCAAUUAAUUCUGA
Tetrahymena thermophila SB210 is the source of this 1074-nucleotide messenger RNA. RefSeq names its product transmembrane protein, putative. The transcript has a single exon. Lineage: Eukaryota; Ciliophora; Oligohymenophorea; Hymenostomatida; Tetrahymenidae. The record is from RefSeq and is a predicted model, not a curated record.